GUGGGGCCACCCCCGCCCCACCAGGAGCCAAUCCCGCUCUUCCAGGCAGCGCGCGUGGAGCGCUCGCGAGGCGGGGCGCGGCGUGGGCCCCGGCGCGCUGGGACCUCCUUCCAGUUUCUUAGCGGGGCAGGGACUGACCGUUGUUGAGGCCAAUCAACCCCAGAAACUUUUCCUGUGGACUUGUCCGGUUGGAACAUAAGAGGGCGAUUUAAUCCUUAGUAUUUGAAAAGGGGCUCUCGGCCGAGGCGGGGCUUGAAAGGGUUCAAGUGAUUGAUAACCCGGUCAGCCAAUAAGGAUUGCUUCAGCGCCGGUUCCCGCUGGGUACACCCAUAUCAACGUAAUGACUAUUUAGGAACUGACAGUGCCCAAAGCUUGCACUGGGACCUCAGAGUCUCACGAUGGGCAGCUGUCAGCCGAAUACGCAACGACGGUCUCCUUCUGCUUGUCCAGGGGGCGUUGCCCCAGCAAACGAAGCCGCUAGCCAAGUCAUCUGGUCCCGAUGAUCGACGUCCGCUCUGUCCAAUGGUUCUCCUUAUUGGGGGCGGGUCUCACGUAACGGGCCUAUGGGGAGCCAGCUCCGGCUCAGCCAAUAAGCGUGCAGACGGUGGGCGUGGCGGGAGGUUUGAAACUCAGUUUGGGGAGUUGAGCUGCAGUGCGCCCAGAGGUGGACUGGGGAGGCUGGGCAUUCCGUCCUCGCGUCGGGCCGGGCCCUGCCCAUCCUGGUCCUCCCGGUGGAGAUGGGCUCCGCCAAGAGCGUGCCGGUCACCCCCGCGCGGCCUCCGCCGCACCACAAGCAGCUGGCCCGGGUGGCCGACCCUCGGUCCCCGAGUGCCGGCAUCCUGCGCACUCCCAUCCAGGUGGAGAGCUCUCCCCAGCCCAGCCUCCCAGUGGGGGAGCUGCUGGAAGGUUCUGCCGAGGAGCUGGAGUUUGACCCCCGCUCUCCCACCCUUGGCAUCGCCCGGACACCUAGGAAGAGCAGCAGCGACCCCACGAGCCCACUGGUGACACAGCUGAUUGAAGCCCUUGGGAUCGAAGACCCCAGACCGAAUCUGCCCCCCGAACCUGCCCUGCCCUCGGAGACGCCAUCAUCUUCUGAAUUGGACUGGUCUGUGGGCACCCAGUUUGCCCUGGAGGAUCCGAUGCCACCCGGAAGCCAGCCCGAGCUACCCUGCAAACUGCUGCCUUCUAAGGAAGACACGGAGCCCCUCCCAAAUACCCCUGUGGCCAGCCAGGGCUCAGACAAGCCCUUGAAAGACCCUGAGACGCCCAGAUCUUCAGGUUCUAAGCGAAAUAGGAGGAAGCCCAAAGGAAAGGUGCUGGGGAGAUCGCCCCUCGCCGUCCUGUCCGAUGACAACUCCCCCGGCACGCUGGCGUCACGGCAGGGCAAGCGGCUUUCUCCCCUGAGCGAAAACGUUCGGGCCCUAAAGGAAGGGGCUCUCCUGGGGACCGGCGGACUCGUGAAAGCCGGAGGAGGAGGAGCAUGGGAGCCGGGCCAGGACCAUGACAAGGAGAACCAGCACUUCCCCUUGGUGGAGAGCUAGCCCGGCGCGCAGCACUCAGCACCCAGCACCCAGCAUCCCGCUGCACCGGGCACCUCCGCCCUGGCCCGGAGAGAGACUGGAGAGGCUGAUUUUCUUUGACUGUCCCUGAACGUCACGACUUUCCCGCUGCCCGUGAGAGUUUUGGAUUGCGCUUUCUCUGUGUUUUAUUAUGUGUCUUGGUUUAUUAAAGGAGGUGAUUUUAAAAUGAUGUCACGAUGGGGAAUUUUUCAUUGUGUAUUGUGGGGGGCACCAUCAGGAU
Molecule: messenger RNA, 1800 nt
Organism: Sorex araneus (European shrew)
Lineage: Eukaryota; Metazoa; Chordata; Mammalia; Eulipotyphla; Soricidae
Gene: CDCA3
Product: cell division cycle associated 3
Exons: 6
Coding region: 738-1541 (267 amino acids)
Source: RefSeq, a predicted model, not a curated record